This is a messenger RNA of Myotis lucifugus (little brown bat), 5808 nucleotides long. RefSeq names its product transforming growth factor beta receptor 1 (gene TGFBR1). The record is from RefSeq and is a predicted model, not a curated record. The coding region runs from base 1 to 1464 and encodes 487 amino acids. Gene Ontology annotation, molecular function: ATP binding; activin receptor activity, type I; activin binding. Gene Ontology annotation, biological process: nervous system development; cellular response to growth factor stimulus; protein phosphorylation. Lineage: Eukaryota; Metazoa; Chordata; Mammalia; Chiroptera; Vespertilionidae. Gene Ontology annotation, cellular component: plasma membrane; activin receptor complex. The transcript has 10 exons.
AUGAAAUACAUGAUUGUCAUAAUGUAUUGGAACAACUCAGGCCUGCACACAUUACAGUGUUUCUGCCUCCUUUGCCCAAAAGACAAUUUUACUUGUGUCACAGAUGGACUCUGCUUUGUCUCUGUCACAGAGACCACAGACAAAAUUAUACACAAUAGUAUGUGUAUAGCUGAAAUCGACCUAAUUCCUCGAGACAGGCCAUUUGUAUGUGCACCAUCUUCAAAAGCUGGGUCUGUUACUACAACAUACUGCUGCAAUCAGGACCACUGCAAUAAAAUAGAACUUCCAACUGUUGGAAAGCCAUCACCUGGCCUUGGUCCCGUUGAACUGGCAGCUGUCAUUGCUGGACCAGUCUGCUUCGUCUGCAUCUCACUCAUGUUGAUGGUCUAUAUCUGCCAUAACCGCACUGUCAUUCACCAUCGAGUGCCAAAUGAAGAGGACCCUUCAUUAGAUCGCCCUUUUAUUUCAGAGGGUACUACAUUAAAAGAUUUAAUUUAUGAUAUGACAACAUCAGGGUCUGGAUCAGGUUUGCCAUUGCUUGUUCAGAGAACAAUUGCAAGAACUAUUGUGUUACAAGAAAGUAUUGGCAAAGGUCGAUUUGGAGAAGUUUGGAGAGGAAAGUGGAGAGGAGAAGAAGUUGCUGUGAAAAUAUUCUCUUCUAGAGAAGAACGUUCAUGGUUCCGUGAGGCAGAGAUUUAUCAAACUGUAAUGUUACGUCAUGAAAACAUCUUGGGAUUUAUAGCAGCAGACAAUAAAGACAAUGGUACAUGGACUCAGCUCUGGCUGGUGUCAGAUUAUCAUGAGCAUGGAUCCCUUUUCGAUUAUUUGAACAGAUACACAGUUACUGUGGAAGGAAUGAUAAAACUCGCUCUGUCCACAGCAAGUGGACUUGCCCAUCUUCAUAUGGAGAUUGUUGGUACCCAAGGAAAACCAGCCAUUGCUCACAGAGAUUUGAAAUCAAAAAAUAUCUUGGUAAAGAAGAACGGAACUUGUUGUAUUGCAGACUUGGGACUGGCAGUAAGGCAUGAUUCAGCCACAGAUACAAUUGAUAUUGCUCCAAACCACAGAGUGGGAACAAAACGGUACAUGGCCCCUGAAGUUCUAGAUGAUUCCAUAAAUAUGAAACACUUUGAAUCCUUCAAGCGUGCUGACAUCUAUGCAAUGGGCUUAGUAUUCUGGGAAAUAGCUCGAAGAUGUUCCAUUGGUGGAAUUCAUGAAGAUUACCAGCUGCCUUAUUAUGAUCUUGUACCUUCUGAUCCAUCAGUUGAAGAAAUGAGAAAAGUUGUUUGUGAACAGAAGUUGAGGCCAAAUAUUCCAAACAGAUGGCAGAGCUGUGAAGCCUUGAGAGUAAUGGCUAAAAUUAUGAGAGAAUGUUGGUAUGCCAAUGGAGCAGCGAGGCUUACAGCUUUGCGGAUUAAGAAAACUUUGUCACAACUCAGUCAACAGGAAGGCAUCAAAAUGUAACUCUGCGGCUUUGCCUGAACUCUCCUUUUCUUCAGAUCUGCUCCUGGGCUCUAAUUUGGGAGGUCAAUUGUUCUACCUCACUGAGAGGGAACGGAAGGAUAUUGCUCCUUUUGCAACAGUGUAAUAGGUCAAUUUAAAACUUCCCAGGGUUUCUUUGGGCCCAGGAAUCAGCCAUGUGGGUCCUUUCUGUGCACUAUGAACUCUUCUUUCCCAGGACAGUUACAAAGUGUUGUAUAGUCUACCUUUAUUUUUUAUUAAUACAAAACUUUUUGUUUUUUAAAGCUAAAAUUGCUGGUCUUAACGUUAGGUAACUCUGCUGUGCUGAAGAUCAUUGUUAAGGGUAAAGGAGCUGGAUUGCUGAGUUAUCCGAAGCAUUUCUUAUUUUUAAAGAAAGAAUUUACUCCUGGUUAGUACAUUCUCAGAGGAUUCUGAACCACUAAAGAGUUUUCUUGAUUCAGACGUUGAAUGUACUAUUCUGUAAAUUUCAGGAUCUUAAAACUAACACUUAAAAAACUCUUAGCUUGAGUCUAAAAAUGACCUCAUAUAGUAGUGAAGAACAUAAUUUAUGCAGUUUUAUUUUGUAUACUAUUAUCGUUCUUUCACAUAUUCAGAAUAUUACAUGCCUUCAAAUGGGAUUGUACUAUACCAGUAAGUGCCACUUCUGUGUCUUUGUAAUGGAAAUGAGUGGAAUUGCUUAAAGUCUGUGCGUGUUAAAACCUGUAGUGUUUCAAUUCAGAUAGUUUAUCUGGGUAAACCAGACAUCUUCUCUUUUGCUUUUUUUUUUUGGAGAGUUUUUCUGAUGUCAUUUUGUAUUCCAGUUUGAAAAUGCCUUUCUCCUACCAGAAUGUGCUUAAACCACUAAAGAAGUGAAGUGGCAUUAAUUGGUAAAUUGUUAUCAUGGUCAUGUUGGAUAGUCUCUCAUCAGGGUUUUGCAUUUUAGUUGUGUUGUCUAAGUAUACUUUAAAAAAUAUCAAGUGGCACUCUAGAUGCUUAUAGUACUUUAAUUUAAAAUUGGUAGCAUACAGACUAAUUUUUCUAAAAAGGAAAAUUUGUCUAGCUGCUUGUGGAAAGUUGUGUGGCAUUCUGUAAGCCAUUUUGUUCUUUAUGUGAUCAAAGACAGUGUUAUUUUUUUAAGAAAUGAAUUACGUUUAAAGUUAGAAUAUGGUUAAUGUUAAAUGAUAGGCCUUUUUCUAGGAAGGUAAAGGUAGUUAAUUGAGUAGAUAACAGGUGUGCGAGAGAGUCACAUUUGUUACGUAGGAGUCACUGGUGGGUUUUCUGUCUGUAACUGAGGUUAGAGUUAGUGUGGUUUUGAGGUGUCACUACAUUUUGAGGAAGGCAGCUUUUAAUUCAGUCUUUCCUUCUGUGUGCAGAUAUUUUAACUGCUUAAUUUACAUGGCUCUGUAAUAAAUUCAGCACACUCGUGGUAUUUGGGAGAGUGGUAGCUAAAGCGUAUUCUGAGUAUAGGUUCUCCAUUUACAAAUGUUUUUGGUCAAAUUGAAUGUUUACAAUAAACUGGUCAUGGUCUUCUCACAUUAAGUUGAAACUAGCUUAUAACAACUGGUUUUACUUCCAGUGCUAAAAGUCUUUGCAGAGCUUUUACAGUUUUUAACGUUUUCUUUAUCACUGUGAUCUUAUUCUGAGGGGCAAAACUAUUUAGCUGUGAGGCAGACACUGACUUUAUGGUGCCGUCGAUUUCCCAGUGAAAGAGUUAGAAUAACCUUUACAGUAUUCAGGUCAGUAAGAGGUAGUGGCCAUUGACGCUGACUAAACUGCAUUCUGAUAAUGUCUUAUCUCUUAUACAUAGACUAAGUUUGAAAGACUAUUUGGUCUUAAAACCAAAGUAAUUUUAGAAAAAAUGACAUUACACAGGAAUUUAGUGUCAAUUUCAUGUGUUUAAAAAUGUCAUGGGGAAAUGUCCUUAGAAGUUAAUAUUUUGACUCCAAUAUUUUGAAUUAUUUUUGUAGUUUCCGUAAUUUCAUUAAAGUAGAUAUAUGAGUUUGACAGGUUUGUUUUUAUAAUUGUGUUAUAUUUCCUGUUUAAUAAUCUCUAGCUCUGUGAUUAGGCACUCUUCCCCCCCCUGCCAUUUCUAAACCUACCAGAUCUGCUUUAUGAAAUCCAGGGGACCAAUGUAUUUUAUCACAAACUAUUUUUAUAUAAUUUUAAGAACCUACCAAAAGUUCUUGUCUGAUUUAAAGUUGUGACAUGUGAUUGCUCACUUUCAUACAAGGUAAUCGAAUUUUGUUGAUUAUAUUGUUUAUGAAAUCAAAGAUUGAGUUACAAUUAUACUUUUCUUAAGUUGAUAAAAUGUAUUUUUGAUGAGUCAGGGAAUUUUUUUAAAGUUGAAAUUUAGUUCUAAAUUUUAUUUACAUAUUGCAGCUAGUUCCUUGUUUGGCUAAUGACAGUUUGAUAAACCUCAAUUGGCUAAUAUUGAAAAUGAAAGUAAUUUAAAAAAUGAAACAGAUCAUCUGCAGUUAAGUUUGACUAGAGUAUUAAUUUUGUCGUUUAGAAACUUAAGCCUUUGUUUAUACUGCCUGUCUUCAGAUGCUCACCUUCUAAGAUUCAACUUGGCUAAUAUAUACCUUCAGGCAAAUUACCUGUCCACAUCCAUUUUGUCAGUACCCUGGAGGAAUGAGGAUGGGGAGGUAUGGCCUAUGGGGGCACAGACACUCAUGGUCCUUCCUUUUAUAACUUCAGCUCUGUUUCUUUCAACCUGCCUUCCUGCUGAUCCCUGACUCAGAGACCAUAACCUUGCCAACCUUCCCCUUCCCCUUCCCCUUCCCCAGCAGCCUUUCCAAUAAAUAGCUGACUUUGAUAUCUAUCGUGAUAUCUAAAAUGGUUGUGGAAGUUGUGGGACAUACUUUCAUUUUUCAUUUCCUUGAAUAUUGGAUGUUACUGAGAAGGGUCUCCAAGUUGGAGAUCGGGCAGAUGAUGGUCCUGCUGGCUGCCCUACUUUGACUUCAGCCUUGGCCAGCGAGUGGCAGCUAUGGCAGUGGGAGAUAUGCCGGAAGCCGUGGCCAAUUGUAUUCCCUAUAGGACAGGGGGAAGCCCAAAGAGCUGAGCCUAUAAUUCUACUGUAAUAAUAGUGCUCAAGAAGUGCCUUGAGUUGGUAUAGAGUGCCAUGCCAUCAAGAAUUCCAAAUUUCAGUUCUUACUACAAAUGUAACUGGUCACUUGGCCACUUUGCAGCUUAUGCAUGAGUUACCUUUUAUUUUUCUCUACAUCUGAGAACUGUCACAUAGAAUAUUCUGUAAAACAUGAUGGCAAAGUGCUAAUUAAAAUGCAUAACAAAAUCAGUAUCCCAUUGGACAUGUCACAUCAAGAGUUAAUUUUUAUCCUCACACUGAAAGAGCAAUUGUAAGUCACCUGUUUUUUGUUUCUUGAUUGUGGCGGUGUUUUGGCUCCAGAUAAUAGAGAUUCCAAAUUAUGAUUCUGUUACAACUUGGCAAAAAAUGCCAAUUCACAUAUUUUUGAGAUCUUAGGGAUAGCUCUGGACAUGUAGUACAGCUUCUUAUGUCUGUUUUGGAACACUGGGUUAGCCAUGGCCCUCUCUCUAGGAAUGCUGGACUUCUAGGACGUUGAGGAUUGUCAGUACAUUCAAAGUUUUCCAUCCCGUUAUGCAAUCUUAUUUUUAAUUGUAAACUUUAAAAAUGUGGUUAAUAACAUUCAACCUGUUUCUUAAAGCUUAAAAAGAACUUCAUUGAAUUUAUUUUUAUUUUUUUAACUAGAUUUGUGAAUGAAUAUGAUGAACUGUGUUUUGAUAAUCCCUUUUUCACAUUGUGCCAAUGGAAUGGGGUGUUUGCUAUUUCUUUAUAUGUCAAGGAGAUGCUUCAAAAUGUCAAUUGCUUUAAACUUAAAUUACCUCUCAAGAGACCAAGGUACAUUUACCUCAUUGUAUAUAUAUGUUUAAAUAUUUGUCAGAGCAUUCUCCAGGUUUGCAGUUUUAUUUCUAUAAAGCGUGAGUAUUAUGUUGUUACAUUACUCAAAUGGUACUGUAUUGUUUAUAUUUGUACCCCAAAUAACAUCUUACUUUCUGUUUUCUGUAUUUUAUUGUAUUUGUGUAAAAUCCUUUUGGCUUUUAUCAUGUAAUCUCUGCUCUUUCAGAUGUGUACAGAAAAUGUCCAUAUAAAUUUUCCUUUAAGUUGAAUGAUUUUGAGAAACCUGUAAAGAGGAGAGAAAAACAAAAACUGCAGUUCCUCAUAAGUUUUUAAAGUAUGUAUAUUGUAUUUGUAGUAAUAUUCUGAAUGAACUGUAAAUAGGAAGUAGAAGAGUGAUACUUAAUGUCAAGUCCUAACACUACAGUAGAACAAUGGAAACAAUGCAAAUAAAUUACUUUUCCCCCAAGUAA